This is a messenger RNA of Hemibagrus wyckioides, 4653 nucleotides long. RefSeq lists its product as uncharacterized. Gene Ontology annotation, molecular function: protein binding; zinc ion binding. The record is from RefSeq and is a predicted model, not a curated record. Bases 139 to 3417 code for a protein of 1092 amino acids. The transcript is spliced from 18 exons. Lineage: Eukaryota; Metazoa; Chordata; Actinopteri; Siluriformes; Bagridae.
UAGACAAAGUGAAACGACUGGUGAGGUUUAAACAUCGAGUGUCAUAGAAAGGUCCUCACUUUUGAUAUAUUGCAGCAUGUUGUAUGAUAUGCAAAUGAACUUAUUGAGAGCUUUAAAGAAUUAGAUUUAGCUUGUGAAAUGGACUGUAGCAAUUACAGCAUGGGGAUGACAUUCCUUUGUAUGUCUCUGCUGCUUGUCUUCAGCUUCCUGGGAUCGCAAGCAGAACGAUUAAAGGUGGCUGGUCCCGAUGCUCCUGUUUUUGCUGUAGCUGGUGAAGACCUGGUUCUGCCAUGUUUUAUCAAACCCAGUGCCAGCGCAGUGGACAUGAGAGUGGAGUGGUUCAGACUAGAUGCAGAGGACUCAUUAGUGCAUCUCUAUAAAGAUCAGAAAGACAACAAUGAGAAGCAGGCUCAGUCCUACAGAGGAAGAACAUCGCUGUUUAAAGAGGAGCUACAGAAAGGCAACGCUUCACUUAAACUUUCAGCUCUCCGAUUCUCUGAUGAAGGAGAAUAUAAGUGUCUUGUUGAGGACAAAUCCUGGUACGAUGACAUCACUGUGAAAGUCACUGUCAAAGUUCUGGGAAGCCGCCCAGUGAUCAGGAUGGAGAGUUUUGAUAACUCAGGAGGGAUUAAUCUAGUGUGCGAGUCCAGAGGAUGGAAACCUGAACCUGAGGUUCUGUGGCUGGACAGAGAAGGAGUCACUCUGCCUGCUGAAGAUACACAGAUACACAGAGACACCGAGGGCUUUAAUGUUAAACGCAGCAUCACUGUUUAUGAUUCUAGCGACUCCAACAGGUUUUACUGCAGACUUCAGCAAAAAGAUCACUUGAUGGAGACAGACAUUAUCAUUAAUAGUGAAGUAUUUGCAGCUUGGAAGAUAGCUGUCAUAAGUAUUUUCCUUUUAGUAUUGUUAACCACAGCUGGAUUUAUCUUAACAAUUACAUGUGCCUAUCAAAAGACAGCAAUUCAGAGAAUAAUGGAAAAGCAAGAAAUUCAGAGGAAAAUUCUAGAGAAUGAUUUUGAAAUGGAAAAACAAUAUGCAGACAUUCAGAGGAAACUGCUAGCAGAUCAGUUUGAAAAGAAAAUGAAGUAUACAGUGGAUGUGACUCUGGAUCCUGAUACAGCUCAUCCCAAACUUAUCCUGUCUGAAGAUGGAAAACAAGUGACGCAUGAAGACAAGUGUCAGGAUCUCCCUGAUACACCAGAGAGAUUUGAUUACAGUCCCUGUGUUCUGGGAAAGCAGAGUUUCUCCUCAGUGAGAUUUUAUUAUGAGGUGCAGGUCAGAGGGAAAACUGCAUGGGAUGUUGGAGUGGCCAAAGAGUCCAUUAACAGGAAGGGGAAGAUUACUCUGAAUCCUCAGAAUGGAUUCUGGGCUGUUGUACUGAGGAAUGAGAAUCAGUACAGGGCUUGUGCUGGUCCUGCUGUUUCCCUCACACUGAGAGAGAAGGUGGAGGUGGUGGGGGUGUUUGUGGAUUAUGAAGAGGGUCUGGUCUCCUUUUAUGAUGUGACGUCCAGGUAUCAUAUCUACUCUUUCACUGGUCAGUCUUUCACUGAGAAACUCUAUCCAUUUUUCAGCCCAUGUAAUAACAAAAAAGGUCUAAAUGUAUCUCCACUCAUUAUUGCCUGGAAACUCAGUAUCAUGGCUUCCUCCAGCAGUUUUCUGUCUGAAGAGCACCUGCUAUGUUCGAUCUGUCUGGACGUGUUCACCCAUCCAGUCACUACUCCAUGUGGACACAACUUCUGCAAAAAAUGCCUUGCAGGAUAUUGGGAUAGCAGUGACCACUAUCAGUGUCCACUGUGUAACAAGAGUUUUGAGAUGAGACCAGAUAUGUCCAUUAACACUUUGAUAUCUGAAACAGCUGUUCAGUUUAAACAAUCAGUUCAAAGAAAUACUGCCAGCACUUCAGAGAAAAAUGCCUGCGCAUCAACUAAGGUGUUAUGUGAUGCCUGCACUGGUGUCAAACGGAGCUCCGUGAAGUCAUGCCUUAAUUGUGGAGCAUCCUACUGUGAGAUUCACCUACAGCCUCAUAAGACUAUACAAAACCUGAAGAAACACAAACUAAUAAACCCUGUGGAGAACCUAGAGGACUACAUAUGCCAGAAACAUGAAAGACCUCUGGAGCUGUUCUGUAGAGAUGAUGAGACAUGUUUGUGUCAGUUCUGCAUUGAAGGAGACCACAAGAAUCACAACACUGUUCCUAUAGAGGAGGCAAAUGAAGAAUUGAAGGCUUGCUUGAAGAAAACCCAAACAGAAGUGCAACAAAUGAUCCAGGAGAGGUUAGAGAAGACUGAAGAGAUUGAGCGUUCACUGCAGAUCAGCAAAAAAAGCACAGAGGAAGAGAUUUCACAAGGUGUUGAAGUCUUCACUGCUCUGAUUCGCUCCAUUGAGAAAAGUCAGGCUGAGCUGCUCGAGGUGAUGGAGGAGAAGCAGAAAGCAGCAGAGAGUCAGGCUGAAGGACUCAUUAAAGAGCUGGAGCAGGAAAUCACUGUGCUAAAGAGAAAAGAUUUACAGCUGAACCAGCUUUCUGAUGCUAAAAACUAUCUCCAAAAAAUUCAGAUUUACUCCUCCAUGUCAAGCCCUCCACACACCAAGAACUGGACUGAGAUCAGUAUGAACACUGAUCUCAGUAAGAAGACUCUGCAAAAAUCUUUGUCUCAUCUUCACAAAGAGCUCAACAGUGAAAUGGAUAAAGAAAUGCAAAAAUUAAAGCAAAUGAAUCGGCAUAAGGCAGAAGCCUUGAAAAGUAUACUGCUGUAUCUUGUACUGCUAGCGCCUUUCCUCAUACCAGCGAUGAAACCAGUCUGGAUUCAGAUUUAUGCAGUGAAUGUGACACUGGAUCCUGAUACAGCAAAUAGGUAUCUCAUCUUGUCUCAGGAUGGAAAACAAGUGAGGAGUGAGCCACACUCAUGGAAAAGUGUUCCAUACAACCAAAAAAGAUUUAAUGAACCGUAUGUCUUAGCAAAGGAGGGUUUUUCCUCAGGCAGGUUUUAUUAUGAGGUGCAGGUCACAGGGAAAACUGAGUGGGAUUUAGGAGUGGCCAGAGAAUCUGUUAGCAGGUACGGGCCAUUUUAUUCUAAUCAUAAUGAUGGGAUCUGGUCUAUGAUUAAAAGGAAUGGCAAGGAUUACUUGGCUUGUGCUGGCUCUUGUGUCAGACUCUCUCUGAGAGAGAAAAUGGAGAAGGUGGGUGUGUUUGUGGAUUAUGAGGAGGGUCUGGUCUCCUUUUAUGAUGCUAAGGCCAGGUCUCAUAUUUACUCUAUAACUGGUCAGUCUUUUACUGAAAAACUCAAUCCAUUAUUCAGUCCAGGUUUUAAUUUUAACAAUGACAACUCAGCACCACUGAUCAUCUGUGAUGUAUAUGAGUACUUGAAUACACUGAGAAAUUUUUUCCCCCGUGCAGCAAUAUGGCAGUGGUUUUAAAGCCCAUGAUUUUUUUGGUUUUGAAUCUUACAAACCUUUAUUCUGAUCAGAAGUACGUGGAAGCGGUAGAUAAUUAAUGAUUGACAAUUACUCUGUCACUGCAAUGUAAAUAACUCAUGCAGUGCCAGUGUUUGAAUCUGCUAGUGCCAGAGCGUCUGGGAAAGAAAGAGUGAUGCUUUAACAAAACUCACACACAAGUCAUGAACACAAAUGGUGUGGUAGUGGAUUUUCUACAGAUGAUUAGCAGUAUAGUUUUUGUGGAAAGUGCAUAAAUGAGUUUAUUUACUUAUUUUUGGGGGCAGUUUUUUACUAAAUGCAGCCAAAUAGUUGUUUUAUGUUGUUUUGACAAUCACACAUAUUGUUAAACUGGAUUGACUUGGUGCAUUUUGUAUAUUCAGGUCCAACCCAUGAGAAAAAAGUUUGUUUCUCACCACAAACUCUGAUGUUACCCUGCAUGUCCAGCUAGUAGCCAAAAAAGUGGACUCAUGAGUGUUUACCUUUCUAAUUCCACAAUUACGUUAGUACAUAGAAGACUGCUGAUAUAAACAUGCUGUAAAGAUGUCAUUGUUACAUUGUUAUAUAAGUUACAUUUUAAAGGUCAAAGAUUACUCAACGCUGAUUGGUCAGAAGUUGUGCAUUAUUUUCAUAUAAUUGCACAGGUUGAUAAUAAUUGAUAAUGUGCUUGUUUCAUUCAUUUGCUUUAAUAUAACAGCACAAUCUGUCGUGUUAUUACUUACGUAUUACAAAAGUGAAUGUUACUAAGAAAUGCUUUACUGUGAAAACUGCACAGUUCCACAGUUCUAUAAAUCGUUCCGUCUCUGUGUUCAUUUCUGAUAUCUACUGUGUAAAUUGUAAGACAUUAAAACAUUGUAUUCAUAAGGAAAAAAAACCACUAAAACAUUAGUUACGUAAUGAGACAGAUUGUCGAUUUACUUUGAGAACAGUAGCGCUGAAAAUGAAAGAGGGAUUCUACUUCCUUACAUUAUUACCUUUCCUUAUUAUAUUACUAUUUUUUGUGAUUUCAAUUUAUUGAUGUUUUGAAUAAUUGUAAUAAUUUUCCAAUAGUUUUCUUUUUUUCUGUUGCGGAAGAAAUCAUUUACUGAAUAUUUAAAUCAUGUUUAUAUAUACAUUUGCAGUCAGUAAGCAGAUCUUUUACGUCUGUGAAAAGUUUGGAAAUGGUGUACUGUCCUACUCUUGUCAUUUUUCUUUUCUGUAAAUUAAUUUUGAGCUACAGUA